AUGAAGAGUAUGGCUGAAGAAGAGUACGCCACGCUAACGAAGACUAUGUCCAAGUUGGUAGAGGACACGUUCCCCGCUCUUCUUGUGCCAGCUUCCAAGACCUCCCAUCUUUCCGCCAUCCUCGAGAUUCGCGCAGGCGUAGGAGGAUCAGAGUCCGCACUUUUUGUUGAAGAUUUGAUCGGGAUGUACACUGGCGCCACACACUCCAUGGGCUGGAGCCUCACAGUGCUCAAUGCGAAUCCUCUUGACGCAGGGGGCAUCAAGGACGCCAUUGUAGAGGUCAAAGGCGAGGGCGCAUACGACGCUCUGCGAUGGGAAAGUGGCGUCCAUCGGGUGCAGAGAGUACCGGCCACCGAGUCGAACGGGCGAGUUCAUACAAGCACCGUCAGCAUCAUGACUCUGCCUUUGAUCGAAGAAUCCUCUUCGAAGAAUCCUGAUGACGAGCUCUUCAAAAUGGACGAUGUCCGGAUCGAAGUUAUGCGGGCUAGGGGGGCUGGUGGGCAGCAUGUCAACAAAACGGAAUCAGCCGUUCGCCUCACCCAUGUACCCACGGGUAUUACUGUGUCUAUGCAAGACGAGCGGAGUCAACAUCAAAAUCGCAGACGAGCUUUUCAAGUGCUCCGUGCGCGCCUCAUGGACCGAAAGUUGAAUGAAGACAUGGUUCAGCGGCGAGAAAUGCGCCGCAGUCUGGUUAGCAGUGCAGACCGAAGUGAGAAAAUCAGGACAUAUAACUACGCCCAGGACCGAAUCACAGAUCAUCGGAUUGCGUACUGGGAUUCCGUGCGAUUAAAUGAGAUCCUCAUGUGUGCCGGGUUCGUUGCUCAUACCCGCUACCGUCUGGCGACUCAGCCUGUGUCUCAUAGGCUACAUAGCAUGCUUGGUAUUUGGAAAGACGCAGAAGCCGCUGCUUCAUCUACUUCAAACUCAAGCAAGGGCUCGCCAAGGGCUCAUGAAAAUGAAUAUCCCAGCAAAAAACGGAACAUCACGCCCUCUUCCGCUUCCCCCGAGUCACAUGGAUUACCACGCCCAGCGACCAGUCCGGAGGAGGUAUACACAGAGGUGACGCAAGGAAAUGCAAUCGUCAUCAUCGAGAGCCUUGAAGAAAAGAUGCGCAUGUUCAGAACAGCACUCGGUCAGAGCAUCGUCAUUCGUCAAACAAUAGCAAAUACUGGGAGUCAUCGUAUCAUUCUUUUCGUAGUCGAUGACGAUAAUUCCAUCGAUCAAUACGCCGCAGCGCUAGAGAGCAUGGACUUCACAGUCGGAUCUUACACGCUCCCCAUGCAUACAUCUGGUCAGAACCAGUGGCCCAAUGUCAUCUUCAACGACAUAGUUGUCGUGCCUGCCAAUGCAAGUGCCUUCUCCUACCCGGCUCUCGAGGACGGCAACGUUAAGCUCUCUCAAGCUCAUCUCAUCGUAAUCAGCGAUGCACAGCGCGUAGUCCCGAUGGUCAAUCCCCACCCAGUUCUGCGCAUAGUGUCAGAACAUUACUACGCCAAGACGACAGAUCGUCCUCGAAUCCUGGCCACACUUACAAGCCCACCAGACCGCUGGCAACACAUAGACUUGCAGCACCUUGAGCAAUCUCUGGAUGCACGGUCGUUCUUCCUCGUCACGAAAUCCCUCGAUUCUUGGUUCGGUCCAAUGGAGCUCGUCACGGAGUAUGAUUCGCUUGGUCCCCUACCUAAGGACAGUCCACUAUCCUCCGACCUGCGAAAGGCAGAUCCAAACGGGGUCGUUCUCAAGGACCACCACUUCCAAUGCGCCGGCCGCAUUUUCUCACAACUCGGGAAUCACGCCACCAAGCUCUACUGGCGAAGCGUCUACGAUGAAGUCUCCCGUUCCCCCGAUGAUGAGGUGACGCUCACGAAGAUGGACGUUCUAACGAACAUGAUGGGCGAGUCGUUGAACAUCGACAUAGCUUCCCCCGCGUUCAAUACUACUCCAAAAAUGGUGACGCUGUUGCAGAUCCUACAGACAUGUGCCCAAUACGGAGACAACUUCCGCGGUGCGAUCUUUGUCAAUGAUGCCCUUGUGGCGGACAAGUUGACGGAACAACUCAACUCAAACCCCGGGAGAUUGUCUUUUAUACACGCCUCCACCGUGCGUAAGGGUCAAGAGAAUGACGUUCUCGGAGCCUUCGAUGCUGGAGAUUACAACCUCCUCGUCCUCACAAGAUCGUUCGCAGACACCGAUUCCUUACAAUGUUCCGUUGUCAUCUGCAAAGGUCGCCAUUCACAUCUUAUACAUAUGGUUGAAAAGGGCAACAACGAGCACAGAAACCUUCUCGCACGUCUUCUAAGCAUCGACGGCGAUCUCAAAACUUGGAUCGCAAACGCGGCUCAUGGUACAAGCAGGGUGCCUCCAAGAAGUACAUGGAUCAGCACAGAUCCUUACAAGUCAGAGGAUGAACAACACGCCAAGAAUGAAAUAGUGGAUCCUACAACUGGCGCAAGAGUGGACAAAGCAGAAGCCGUCACCGCGAUGUAUCGAUACAUAGCAGAAGUUGAUGGCGCCAUGCUCCCCGGUGAGAUCAACGUCUCACUAACCGUGGAAGAGGGGUCGGACAGCGAAGAAGGGCUCUAUAGUGAGCUCGCCAGCGUCGGUCUCCUGUCUCACCGCCACUUCCCUCACCCCCGCACCCCGAUACUCACCUCCGAGCCGAACCCGACCUCGCUCACCCCUCUCACCCCGGUCCAGACCGCCAACACCUCGGCGCAGACGCACGGCUACCCCCGCGCGACGCCCACCUUCUGGCGCCACCCCCUCCCCUCCCCGUCCGACCUCUCCGCGGAGCCGACGACGCUCUACCCGACCGUGCUCGUCCCGGACUCCACCUCCACCGGCGCCGCGCACGCUCCCAUCGCGCUCCUCACGCGCGCGCCGCUGCCCCCGCUCGCCGGCCUCGCGCUCUUCCCCGACGGCCACCGCACGGACGUGCACGCGGAGCGCGCCGCGCCGCUCGUCGUCUCGCCCGCGCAGCUGCGCGACCUGCACGGGUACACGCUGCGCGCGACGCGCUCGCUCACGAACAAGCCGUUCGACUGCGGCUUGGGAGGCCUGCUCGCGUACGUCGCGCCGCUCGCGGGGGAGUGGCGCGCGACGAGGGACGCGCGCUGGCCGCUGCCGCAGCUCGCCGCGCACGUCCCGUGGGACGCGGUGCGGCUCGCCGCGGACUUCUUCGCCGUCCCCGUCCUCGGGGGCGCUGGGGGCGCUGGGGUCGAGGGGCUGGACGAGAUGCUGCAGGACGCGAUUGUGAUCGACCGGAAGGUCGAGCAUACGCUGCGGCACUUUGUGGUGAAGGUGAGGCACGACUUGACGCCGUCGAGCAAGGCGGAGGACAGCCCGCGGGAGGCAGAGUUCUCUAGCUUCUUGGAGUACUGCAAGGCGCGACGCAAGGACUUCCAGGGCCUCGAGUACGACAACCAGCCCAUGAUUGAAGUCAGCGCAGUACCCAGUGCCGCCAACCUGCUGCAUCCCACCGGGAACGGCCCAACUACCCCAACGGCACACCCCUUGAAAUACCUCAUCCCCGAGUUCGCCUACAAGUUCACAAUCCCCGCCAGCACCUACCGCACGCUCCUCCUCCUCCCCUCCCUCUCCGACAAGCUCGACGCGCUCCUGCUCACGAAGGAGCUCAACGCGCGCCUCCUCCACGGCGCCGCGCUCGAGCCCCUGCUGCUCGCCGCGCUCUCCGCGCGCGCGGCGUGGACGGACGCCAACUACGAGCGCCUCGAGUUCCUCGGCGACGCCUUCCUCAAGGCGCUCGCGUCCGCGCACGCGUUCGCCGCCGCGGCGCCGGGCACGGGCGUCGGCGCGCUCCACGCCGCGCGCAAGGACGUGGUGAGCAACCGCGCGCUGCGCGCGGGCGCGACCGCGGUCGGCCUCCCGAGCUUCGUGCGCCACAAGCGGUUCGUCGCGAAGAUGUGGCACCCGCCCGUGCGCGGGGAGGGCGCCGCCGCCGCCGCCGCGGUGGAGCGGAAAUGGAGGACGCGGAGGCCGGUCGGAGGGGAGAAGAAGGGCGGGAAGGACAAGGGGAAGCGGUCGAAGAAGCAGCGGCAGCUCGAGGAGCUCAACACGCUCUGGAUGGGCGACAAGAUCGUCGCGGACGUCGUCGAGGCGAUCCUCGCCGCCGCUUUCCUCUCCGCCGGCCACGAGGGCGGGCUGCAGGCCGCGCGCAGCCUGCGCGUGCCGCUGCCCAACGUCGCGCAGUGGGGAGACUUUGCACGCAUCCUGGCGCAGAACGACGCGGGCGCGCGGGGCAAGAGGGGAGCAAGGGCGACGAGAGCAUGCUUGGGGCGAAGGGGCUUUGGUGAGGGUUUUUUCCGAACAAUCGGAGAUAUGGAGCUGAUGAUGAGGUUCAGACGCAUGUGUCCAUUGGACACGGGCAGGAUUAUGAAAAACUGGAGUUCAUGGGCGAUGCAGUGCUCGACUUUCGCCGCGAUGGUGUCGAACCACGCGCUCGCCGCCUUCUGUGUGCACGCGAAUCUGCACCACCACAUCCGCUUCGAGUCACCUGACUUGCGCGACGCGAUUGAAAAGUACGUGGGCGCGCUUGGCGCGCUCCGCAAGAAGGAGUACACGAGCGCGGAGAGCGAGCAGCGCCUGCCCGGGCAGUACUGGCUCGAGCUGCCCAUGGAACCGCCCAAGGUGCUCUCGGACGUCGUCGAGGCGCUCGUCGGGGCGCUCUACGUGGGCGACAACUUCUUCGAGCCCAGCGUCGGUCGCUUCUUCGACGGCGCGUUCCGGCAGUUCGUCGAGGCGCACAUCCGGCUCCAGACGCUCUCCGCGAACCCGAAGGCGACGAUUCUCGAGCUCCUCCAGGCCGAGGGCUGCCAGGAGUGCGCGGUCGUGAAGCGGCCGUCGGUGAAGGCGAGCGGCCCGGUGCAGAUGGAAGUGGUGAUCCACGGCAAGGUGCUGGCGAGCGCGACGGACGCGUCGGCGGCGGUCGCGACGCGGCAGGCGUGCAUGGCGGCGCUGGACACGCUCGCGACGGACCCGGAGCUGCUGGCGCGGACAUGCGACUGCAAGGCGGUUCCGCCGGCAGGGGCGAAGAGGUAUACGCGCAUCUACAAAUAUGUAAGCCGCGACGAAGGGGACGGCGAAGCCGGUGGCGAGGUAGACGAAGACCUUGGCACCGAACGCGGUCUUGUUGGAGUAGUUGAAGGGGACGGCCUGGACAAAUCGCACGGGGGCGGCGCGGGGCGCGCGGAGGGCGACGUGGCGGAGGGGGCGGCGGAGCGGGCGAGGAUGGACAUGGUGUUACAGGCGAGGGAGGCGCAGAAUGUCCUGCAGCAGGUCACAACCAGCGCCCAAUGGCGCGCUGUUCGCUCCAUGUUCUCCUCCGACCCUCUCGUGCUCGGACAUUGUGACGCUACGGCCGACCGCGACGCCUCGCACCAAGAUGCUUUGGCCGCAUCGCUCUCUCUCGACCGUGGUCCUGUUGGCAAGUUGGCCUAUGAACGCAAUCUUGUGAAGUACGGCCGACAUAAACGCCAGUCCAUGAGGUUCUACGCGUUCGACUUCAACGAGCUCGACAUCCUUCCAUCCCAGGAGACGGAUGACGGGGCUUCCUCCACCAAUCUCCAACUGACGGCUACCUCAGCAUGGACCCAACUCGCUUACACUCCCCUUCGACUCGCAAGAGCCACGUCUUCGAUGGCGAAGUUUUGUCUCAGGCAAGCACUCGCACUCGUAGAGCGCGAAGCAAAGACUGCGGAGAUACCUCCUAGUAUUCCCGGGACACCCGAUCCCAACACUCACCGUGGCUCAAUGCCACUCAAGCGCUCAGGGAUUUCUGAGCACUGCCUAUCGAUUUUCGAGGAUGAUCUCCACCACAGGUUCCACAACUGCGUCUGGCUUGUAUUGAACGACGCGAUCAUUGGCGUUGCGUUCGGGACUUUCCUCUGUGAGAACCAAUACUUUCUCGCACGAUGGCUCCAGUACGGGCUCCGUAUAUACUUGGUUGACGGCAUGGAAGACGCUCUGCUUUGGCUCAACAACUGGCCCGCAGGUCUCAAGCUCAAUACUGAGUUGAGCCAGUUCUACUGCCACUCCCUGAUCGGCUUUGUCUCUGCUUGGGGAUGCUGUCUCGGGAUGACCACCAUCGUCUCCCUACUGUCGGACGCGCUCAGCCUGCUCACCGCGCACCUCUACUUGUGCUACUUCAUCUCCGCAACAGUCUUCAGCAAGCGAUACAAUGUCCUGCGGAACCGGAUCGACAGCUGGGAUUACGACCUCGAUCAGCUACUGCUCGGCACCAUCCUCUUCACCCUCGUCGCGUUCCUGUGCCCCACAGCUCACCUACUACGCCCUUUUGCAACGGCAAGGCUCACAGUGAUUGUCGUCCACGCCGGCUUGGACACACUGACGGCGCUGCUCAAUCACUUCCCUCUGUUCGCUUUAAUGCUACGGGUAAAGGACCCGUUGCGCGUGCCAGGGGGAGUGUGCAUACAGCGGUCCCAAGGGACCGCUCAUCCUAUCUCACAUCUCGCCGGGCGACUGGCGGGGCACUACCACCCUGUGCGGAUGCUCCGGCACCUCGCGUCUGGCCGUCUACUUCACCCCAUCCCGCGCUCGGAUAUCCGGUACAGCAUGAUCCCCUCCCCGAGCGAACACAUCCCUCGCGGAACAUAA
Molecule: messenger RNA, 6633 nt
Organism: Epithele typhae
Lineage: Eukaryota; Fungi; Basidiomycota; Agaricomycetes; Polyporales; Epitheliaceae
Exons: 38
Coding region: 1-6633 (2210 amino acids)
Biological process (GO): RNA processing; translational termination; GPI anchor biosynthetic process
Cellular component (GO): membrane
Molecular function (GO): ribonuclease III activity; RNA binding; protein binding
Source: RefSeq, a predicted model, not a curated record